Messenger RNA from Bactrocera dorsalis (oriental fruit fly), 1042 nucleotides. It is a transcript of the gene cnir, whose product is annotated as protein cornichon homolog 4. Bases 131 to 601 code for a protein of 156 amino acids. The transcript has 3 exons. Gene Ontology annotation, cellular component: endoplasmic reticulum membrane; COPII-coated ER to Golgi transport vesicle. Gene Ontology annotation, biological process: endoplasmic reticulum to Golgi vesicle-mediated transport. The record is from RefSeq and is a predicted model, not a curated record. NCBI's taxonomy places the organism in Eukaryota, Metazoa, Arthropoda, Insecta, Diptera, Tephritidae.
AAUGAACAUAUGAAAACAAAACAAAUGAUAACUUUGUAGUAAACAAAUUAGUAUCGUUAAUGAAAGUCAACGCCUUUUAAGUAAUAGUAGAAUUUCAAAUUUAAAUUUGUGAAACAAAAUUAUAGCCGUUAUGCUCCCGGAAACGGUAACAUUUUCAAUAACCCUACUUGUGUAUGGAUCAAUACUUUUACUGCUAAUUUACUAUGUACUGACACUUGCGGACUUGGAGAGUGACUAUCUAAAUGCUCAAGAAUGCUGUUCACGUUUAAACUUUUGGGUUAUACCAAAAUUCGGAAUACAUGCCUUACUUUGUAUACUGCUAUUGCUUGGAGGGCACUGGAUAAUGCUAUUACUUAAUAUGCCAAUGGCCAUAUGGCUGGGUUAUGAACUGCAAAGACAACCCAGAGAUAGUCUGGGUGUUUACGAUCCGAUCGAUAUACAUAGUCGUGGACUUUUGAAAGUGCAUCUCAGAAAUUGCAUGAUUUAUUUGGGUUAUUACUUCGUUAUGUUUUUCGUAGCAAUGUACUGUUUAAUUAGUUCACUGAUCAAGGGAGAUCCAAUUAAACGACAUGAGGAAGGAGAAUUUAUAACCGAAUUUUAAAUGAACCGUAUAUUCUAAGCUGCACUAAUCAAUACGUUACAAUCAAAUAGUUGUAGAUUUUAUGUUAAUUUUAAUAUCGUACUAGUCAAAUUUUGUCACAAUCGCACCGUAUAAUGAUAAGUAGUAAUGUCUUCCUUUUUUAAAUUUAAGUGCAGAUCAUCAUAAAUCAUUUUAAACCAGUCAAAACUCAUGUUCAUUCGCUCUAAACGUUGUAUCGACUCAUCUAUUCAAUAAUAAGUGCACACGCACAUAAACGCAUUUUUACAUAUACAUACAUAAGUAUAAAAUGUCGAGUGUUAACUAAUUUCACUGUCGCAAACUUAUGUAUUAAGAAUUUACUUUGAAGUAAAUUUAAGUUUGAACGCCAUUCAAUUUUGUUGUUUACGAAUAAAACAUUUACUUUGGUAUAUAAUUUUUACAGCCAUUCAUUUCUAAUUCAUC